Molecule: messenger RNA, 1787 nt
Organism: Pteronotus mesoamericanus
Lineage: Eukaryota; Metazoa; Chordata; Mammalia; Chiroptera; Mormoopidae
Gene: GMPR
Product: guanosine monophosphate reductase
Exons: 10
Coding region: 270-1481 (403 amino acids)
Biological process (GO): purine nucleotide biosynthetic process
Cellular component (GO): GMP reductase complex
Molecular function (GO): IMP dehydrogenase activity; GMP reductase activity
Source: RefSeq, a predicted model, not a curated record
CCACAGAGUCCUGGCGGGCAGAGCGCCACGGGGGUGCCGGCGGCCUUAAGGGCGCAGUGCGCACCAAGCAGCCAGUGAGCACGGGCUUCCGCACCUCAUCUCCUCACCCGUGCCCUGUGUCCCCCGCGAGCCCCACACUCCACCGCACGCCUGCGUCCCCCCGCGUCCCCCGCUUCUGCGUCUCUGUCCCACGCCCAGGACGUCCCCGCCCCACUUGCCGGCGCCUCAGGAAGGAACUGCCUGUCUCAGACUGCUCGCCGCCGCGCACCAUGCCCCGCAUCGAUGCGGACCUCAAGCUGGACUUCAAGGAUGUUCUGCUCCGACCUAAGCGAAGCAGCCUCAGGAGCCGAGCAGAGGUGGACCUUGAGCGUACCUUCACAUUUCGAAACUCAAAGCAGACCUACUCAGGGAUUCCCAUCAUUGUGGCCAACAUGGACACCGUGGGGACAUUUGAGAUGGCAGUGGUGAUGUCACAGCACUCCAUGUUUACAGCAAUUCAUAAGCAUUACACCCUGGACGACUGGAAGCUCUUUGCCACUAAUCACCCAGAAUGCCUGCAGCAUGUAGCUGUGAGUUCCGGCAGUGGGAAGAAUGAUCUGGAAAAGAUGAGCAGCAUCUUGGAAGCUGUGCCGCAGAUUAAGUUUAUUUGCCUGGAUGUGGCCAAUGGCUAUUCGGAGCAUUUUGUGGAAUUUGUGAAACUUGUCCGUGCCAAAUUUCCAGAACACACCAUUAUGGCAGGGAAUGUGGUGACAGGAGAGAUGGUGGAAGAGCUGAUUCUUUCCGGAGCAGAUAUAAUCAAAGUGGGAGUUGGACCAGGUUCCGUGUGCACCACCCGCACCAAGACCGGGGUCGGCUACCCCCAGCUGAGUGCCGUGAUUGAGUGCGCUGACUCUGCCCAUGGCCUGAAGGGCCACAUCAUUUCUCACGUCACCAGGCCCUGUGGAGGGGGGACAUCUCAGCCCACCCCAGGAGCCCACUCUCUUCGAGUCCCAGGAACACAGGCCUUCUCGAGGCAGGACUCACCACUGACCACGAUAAUGUGGGACUUCAGGGCCCCCCACAAGACACCCUCACAGUCACAACCUACUCACGAGCAAGACGGAGGCUGCACGUGUCCAGGAGAUGUCGCCAAAGCCUUUGGAGCCGGGGCGGAUUUUGUCAUGCUAGGAGGGAUGUUUUCGGGCCACACCGAGUGUGCUGGAGAGGUGAUCGAGAGGAAUGGGCAGAAGCUCAAGCUCUUCUACGGGAUGAGCUCCGAAACAGCAAUGAAGAAGCACGCAGGAGGGGUAGCCGAGUACAGAGCCUCUGAAGGCAAGACUGUGGAAGUGCCUUACAAAGGGGAUGUAGAAAACACAAUUCUGGAUAUUCUCGGGGGACUGAGGUCUACCUGCACCUAUGUGGGGGCCGCCAAGCUCAAAGAGCUCAGCAGAAGGGCGACGUUCAUCCGGGUGACCCAACAGCACAACACGGUGUUCAGCUAACCUUGCGGAUGAUGUGCCGAUCCUGCUCAUGGAAGCUUCCACACACAACUGCGUUCACACUGUCUUCCUGUUACAUCAGCGCCUCCGGAUGCUCCUGAAUGCUGGAAUGCUGCCGCCUCCUCCCCCUCCUGCCGCCUGGAGGCUCUGGGGCUCCCCUAGUGCCUUUCGGGGGGCCGGGAAGCAGAGCACUGAUAGGGUCAGUGGUCAGAGCCCAGCUACCCAGAGCCCAUAACCUCAUUGUUAAAACUAACACUCUUACCUUUUUCUUUUCUUUUUAAAAAAGAAAAUGGUUUCACUUUAAUAUAA